CUUUGUAUGUAUAUAUCAAUGCCCUAGACUUAAACUUGUCAAUUGCUGAUGAUAUAAUUUACUAACAAUAUAGCUAAAAGUAAAACAAUUCUUUACAGUACUGUAUGAGAAAGAUCAUAGCCAGAGUGUCAACUGUCACUGCUACUGCUCAGUUCUCUAUUCUAAAAAUUGGGCCCACCAUUCAAUUCUCAGGAUUCCGAUUAAAAGCUUCUUCUCAAGAAUUUUCCUGUUUUUUUUUUUUUUUGGGUAAUAUGAGUUAAAACUUCUCUUUGGGGAGAUAAUCUUUUUUCAGACAUCAAAAUUAAUUCUCCUUAGUAUGACAGUUAAACAGACAGUUUUUCAAGGUUCUGUUGCUUUUUAAUAGCACCUCUUGUUUCUGUGGGAGAGGCUAGUGAUUGAUGAGGCAUUUAAGUCCUUACUAUGUGACAUGUACUACAAUCCCUGUCUUUUUUGAUGAGAGAAGACCACACAUGAAGUGCAAUUUUGGUGGAGGAUACAUGGAAAUGCAUGGAGGCCUGGAUCUGAGCCAGGUAAAGUCAAAAGGGACGUCCUAUCAAGCGUUUCUAGCAAUGAAGUCCAUGGCAUUAAGUGGAGCCUGCAUAUGUGGAGAUAUCUGACUAACAGGGAUGCCAAAAGAAAAAUAUGAUCCCCCAGAUCCUCGCAGAAUUUACACCAUCAUGUCAGCAGAGGAGGUAGCCAAUGGAAAGAAAUCUCACUGGACAGAAUUAGAAAUCUCUGGUAGAGUGCGGAGCUUAAGUACAUCACUUUGGUCAUUGACACACUUGACAGCUCUGCACCUAAAUGACAAUUAUCUUACUCGCAUUCCACCUGAUAUUGCCAAGCUUCAUAAUUUGGUUUACCUGGAUUUGUCAUCUAAUAAACUCAGAAGUUUACCAGCAGAACUAGGAAACAUGGUGUCUCUCAGGGAAUUGCUUUUAAAUAACAAUCUGUUACGGGUUUUGCCUUAUGAACUUGGUCGGCUCUUUCAGCUACAAACCUUGGGUUUGAAAGGCAAUCCUUUAUCACAAGAUAUUCUCAGCUUAUACCAGGACCCAGAUGGAACCCGAAAGCUACUGAACUACAUGCUCGACAAUCUAGCAGUUCAUCCAGAGCAGCUUCCUCCGAGGCCAUGGAUUACACUAAAAGAACGAGACCAAAUUCUGCCCUCAGCAUCAUUCACGGUUAUGUGUUAUAAUGUGUUAUGUGAUAAAUACGCCACCCGGCAGCUAUAUGGCUACUGCCCAUCCUGGGCAUUAAACUGGGAGUACAGGAAAAAGGGAAUUAUGGAAGAAAUUGUUAACUGUGAUGCAGAUAUCAUUAGUCUUCAGGAAGUGGAAACAGAGCAAUACUUCACCCUUUUUCUGCCAGCAUUAAAGGAGCGUGGAUAUGAUGGAUUUUUUUCUCCCAAGUCACGUGCCAAAAUCAUGUCAGAGCAGGAGAGAAAACAUGUGGACGGUUGUGCAAUAUUCUUCAAAACAGAAAAAUUCACGCUGGUGCAGAAACACACAGUAGAAUUUAACCAAGUGGCCAUGGCAAAUUCUGAUGGAUCGGAAGCCAUGCUGAAUAGAGUCAUGACAAAGGACAACAUUGGUGUGGCUGUGGUUUUAGAGGUCCACAAAGAAUUGUUUGGCUCAGGUAUGAAGCCUAUUCACGCUAUAGACAAACAGCUUCUUAUUGUGGCAAAUGCUCACAUGCAUUGGGAUCCAGAAUAUUCUGAUGUGAAACUCAUCCAAACUAUGAUGUUUGUCUCAGAAGUUAAAAACAUCCUGGAGAAAGCCUCUAGCAGGCCUGGUAGCCCAUCUGCCGAUCCUAACUCCAUCCCACUGGUGCUAUGUGCGGAUCUUAACUCAUUGCCAGAUUCAGGUGUUGUUGAGUACUUGAGCAGUGGAGGAGUGGCUGACAACCACAAGGACUUUAAGGAGCUGCGUUAUAAUGAGUGUCUAAUGAACUUCAGCUGCAGUGGGAAAAAUGGUACCUCAGAAGGAAGAAUCACACAUGGCUUCCAGCUCCAGAGCGCCUAUGAAAAUAACUUGAUGCCUUACACAAAUUACACUUUUGACUUCAAAGGUGUGAUUGACUACAUUUUCUAUUCCAAGACUCAUAUGAACGUCCUUGGUGUCCUGGGGCCUUUAGAUCCUCAGUGGCUGGUUGAGAACAACAUCACUGGGUGUCCACACCCUCACAUCCCUUCAGACCACUUCUCACUGUUAACACAACUUGAACUCCAUCCUCCACUCCUGCCUCUUGUCAAUGGUGUUCACUUGCCCAAUAGGAGGUAGUGGAGCCCCACCCCGCAGCGCCGGGGAUCUGUUGCUAUGGACCUGUACAGUUGUAAAUCAAAGUAUGUAGGAGUGAAGUAUGGCCAUCCUUAAGCUGCUUCUUCAGGCUCCUUUCAUUAUUUGUUUGCUAUAAGAUUUUGCACAUUUUGGUGCAUAUUGGUAUUAUUUGGCACUAGGGCUGGAACCAAAGUAUUGCUCCCUUUCUGUGUUUCUAAUUUAGUGUGUUUUAAAUAUUGGACCUGUUUCUUAUUCAAAGAGUUAGCUUUCAUAGUUGAGAAAUGAUCGGUUGAAGGUCCAACAAUAUGUAUUUAUUGCUCCCAGAUGCAUUUUCUGCCUAAUUAUACAAAAAUGAGCUAUCCAUCUUUUAAAAUAAAAUGUUUUAUUUUAAUUACAAUAAGAAAAUUUAAAAAUUGAAUGGUUUAUCUUGCAAGGAAUACUUGUUCUUCUUUACUACAAAAUGGUUUGCCUCUCCAGAUCACUGCGCAUUAGUAAGCCAUACAUACAAAAUUAGAUACUUGUAUGUACAUGUCUAUCUGUAUGACUGUAGAAUCUACACACAAAUACACGCUUUGAAAAGAAAGCACUUAAUUGAUAGUUGAUAGUACAGUGUUUUGUUGGGCAAACCUUCUGGCAUUUUGGGAAGAACACAAGCAAAACCCCUUUCAUCAGUUAUACAGUUCUUGGUGAGACCCCAAAGAUCCAUCUCCACUUGGGAAACAGUGGGAAAUAGUCAUUGCUACAUAGCUUGAAAGCAAAUUUGAUGUAUUUGAAAAUGAAGUGCAUACUUCCACUAGAUGACAGUUUUUGUCUACAUAUAUCCAAAUUUUUUCCUUCCUGCUUGUUGCAUAGUUGACCUAGAAUGACAAGUGUUGCCAGUGUGACCUAUAGGCCCUCUCUCUGACCUAGCCAGAAGACCCAGUUUAAGGAGGAUAAAGGUACAAUCAAAAAAAUGUUUGCAUGCAUCCUAGGAUGUGUGUGUAUAUAUAUAUAUUACUGAAGCAGCUGCCAGCUGGCCACUUUGGGUUUAGAAGGAUUUGGGGAAAUAUACAACAGGGAGUAGCUCAAUACCAUUCCUUCAAUUAUUUUUCCUGACCCUAGCUGCCAAAUAGCCAUCAUAUGCUUUUACUCCUUGUUUCUGUUUUCUGUCAGGGUUGAAUUAAGCUGCUGGUUCAUUCCUGACUGUUGAUGCUCUUUAAAUGUGUUAUUUUAUGCCCAGGUGGUGGAAAAAACCUGUGCCUCAAGAGGCAGUAAAAUAUAAUGCAAUUUUGGGUGGGUGGGUGGGGGGAAUUAGUUGGCUGCUUAAUGUUAAUUAUGGCACAGUAAUAGGAAAAGGUCGUGUCUGUGUUUUUAAGUUUUUCUUUAUUCUGCUUUUUUGCUGCUAUGAGAGUUUCUUAAAAUUUAUAUUUUAAACUUUUCAUGCACUUUACUGUUUCUAGUCUCAGAAUGUGAUAUUUUUAUUAAACAAAAUUUUCCAUUAUGUGAGUGAAACUUUAAAAUAGCCUAUAUUUGUCUCCAUAUGCAAGCAUGUAAGUCAAAAAUUUAAAUUAAUUAGUUUUAGAUAUAUACAAUUUGUUUCUUACAGAUCUGAUAUCUUAGGCUGUCUAAUAGUCUAAUAGUCUUGAAAUGAUGCAUUUCCUUUGUCUUAUAAUAAUUUCAUCCAUAGUAAAUUAAUCAGGCUAUAUAAAAUAAUAAUAUUCACUGGUGGGUUUAUUUUUGUGGGCAUAGGGUUGGUGGGAUUAUGUGAUGUCAUCUGUGAAAUUGCAUUGGAUGAUUUUACUGAAAUCUAAACUCCCCUUUCAAAAGUGCCUAGUGAUAGAGGCGUUGUCUGUCAUCUAUUAAAAUUGGACAUCAUUGUAGUUGAGUGAAGUUUGAUGUAAAUAAAAUAUUAUUUUAAAAAUGUUAUAGCACCAAAAAAAGAAAUCCUUAAGAUAACAGAUUUUCCAGGUAUCCCUUCUUAUAUACCUCAAUCAUUCAACAUCUUAGCCAUGCAAGUAAUUUGAGAGUAACUAAAGUAUAGUACUGGAAAGUAGAAUAGCAUGAAAAACUUAAUUGUGUGGACAUUGCCUUUUUUUAUCAGCUCCUGUAUCUCAUACUUUGUUUUGGGUGGCUUUUCUGCUCUGGAGGUAUGCACUAACAAAACAUUUUCCUCCUUUCAUAUACGCAUGUUAAUUAGCAAUGUGAGCAAUAUUUCCUACCAUACUUCACUCCCAAUAUUUUUGAGAUGUUUGUAUAAAAUGGAAUUUAACGUUCACCUAUGAUUGUAUAUGAACCACAGAGGAGCCCAUUUAUUAAUAAUAAACUUUUUUAAUAGUUAAAUGUUAUGGGGAAAAUAAUAAAAAAAAAACCUGGGAAACAUUGUAAACAGCUUAAGUUUAUUUUGUGUAUGACCGAGGCACUCUGUUGCAGGAAGGUGUGUAAUUGGAUUCUCUCUGCUUCCAAAUGCACUCAUUCAAACCAUUUAUUAUCUUGUGUAAUUUUUUAAACAUGAUUUGAGUAGAUGUGUAGCAACUCAUGUUGAAAUGGGUAAAUUGAGUUAUGUUUUUGGUGGUGCACAUGCCCUUGGGACCCAAUGUCUCAAACUUCAUGUGUAUGAUUUCCCUUUAGUCCUUAUCCACAAACCCUUUGUCCUAAUAAGUUCCCUUUGUAAAAGGAGUAGUAUCUGUUUUGAGCUACCUGUUCAGGUGAUCAGAAAAGCUGCUGUCCUCAAUGUUGUCUUACUAAAAUAAAAUGUAGGCCCUUUGGAUCUUUGAUAGUACCUAGUGCAAAAGAAGAGAAAAUGUCAAAAUGUGUAUAUCUUCUAGAAGUGAAAUAUACACUCACAUGCUUUUCAGUUUUUCAAAUAAAUGAGCUUUAUGCCAUGGAGCUGUAUAUCUUUUGAAAGAAGAAAAAAUUGGGGCAUUUUUGGUUCAUGAUUUAUGCUAUUUUAAGUUAUCAGAUGUGAUUUCAAUUGAAGUCGAUCUAGUGGAAAUCUGUGUUAAAAUGAUUGAAAGCAGUGUUUGGGAGAGGGGAAAAUGUACCAUUUGCCAUCAUUUGUCAUUCAAGAGCAUGUAGCAUCAUCUAACCUAUUGGGCAUCAUUGCCCACCUCAUAGCUUUACUCAUUGUUGAUGGGGAAAAUUGCAGCAUCCUCAGGACUGACAUCUGAAAAAGGCUCAAGUCCUUAUACUGCUCCUUGCUUGUUGACUUUGUUUUUCAAAAAUGUGCCUGGUGUCAACUUUUAAGCAACAGCACUGCCUAAAAGCAAGCAGAGAAAAGAAUCCCAACACCAUCUAUAUAGGCAACUUUUUAAAAUUCGAUAUAGUAAAUCUGUUACAGAUUUAUGGUGUUUUAUGUAAAAAACAAUUUUGUAUGAAGUAGCUAAAUAUUUUCAUUUCAUUACUUUGACGUAAGGAGGGUGAGCAUUUGAUAUCACACAUUGAAGUCAGGUAUGGCACAAUGCGUUCUGAGACCAGCUCCUUCAGCCCCCCUUCCCCCCAACCACCCCCCAUUUGCCUAGUUCUAAGCUUCUUUUUUAAAAAUACCUUUCACAAGCAGAUAUUUAAUUUUACUAACAAGCAUCCUCUGUAAAUGUGUUAGGAGCCACUGUGUAUUUUAGUUUUCCAAAAUAUAAAGUUCCAGUUCUUGACCCUAUCUUGUGGGAAUCCUAAAUCAUUACAAUGAAGGAAGAGCAUGAAGACUCAUAUCACUUGGUUCCAUAGUGACUUUAUUGUGUAGAGGAUGGCACAUAAAACCAGAAAGUUUAUAAAUAUAAUGUUCCAUUUAAAAAUUAUAUCUAGUAUACCAAAUAUGUAAAAUUUGAAAUGGAUAUUUCUAAAGUCUCUGAAAUCACUAAUGCAUUAUAUAUAAUUCCAGUAAUCUGAUAGCGGAAGGGGAAAGAAUAGCACAGGAAAAAUGAAUCGAUGGACAUUGUCAAUUAAAUCAUAAAAAAUGAUGCCUAAUCAAGUCAUGUCUAAUUGGAGCCAACUUUUUUUCCCCAUAAGUUUAAAGUAUGUUGGCAUUUUUCCAGAAUAGGUUAAUGAUAAUAGGUUAAUAAUGAUAAUAGGUUAAUAAUAAGAAAAUCCUAAUGUUAAUAUUAAAGAUCUAUUUCUGAUAACUCAUAAAUUGAGUUUUCAGUAAUAAAUGAAGACCAUUAUAUUUUUGAGUAGGCAUGACUGAGGAAAAGCAUCCUCCCCCCACCCCCCAACUCCCUUAUUUAUACCAACAUAUUAUCUGGGAGUGAAUUAUCUAAUAGACAGGGAAGGUUUUUCAGGAAAAGUGUAAAAUAGAAUUCUGGAGAGGCAAGCUAGAUAAUAAGAGGUAAUUUUUAAAAUUAAUAGCUCUUGUUGAUUUCAAUAGAUGACUCCAAACUUAUAGAAAUAAUCUGUAGGGGAACAUUUCUGAGAGCAAAAGAUUUUUUCACAAUUAAUUGCUGAGACCAUUUGUGCCUACCAGAAAUUAUUAAUAGACUAUAUGACACAAUAGUUGGAACUAGAGGUAGUUUUCAUGAACAAACUUUACAUGACCAGUUGGGUAUCAUUGGGAAUGACAGAAUGUGCCAAGUGAUACGAUUCUUUGGGUUACCUUGUGUGUUAUCUUACAGAAUUGUUCAGAAGACAGAAUGGCUCCUGCUUCUAGUAGUUUGUGGUUGGUGGUGUUGAGAUUUUUCCCAAGCUUUUAAAUGAUAACCGUCUUUGUAUCCCUGAGUAAGAAUCAUGGUGGCCCUUUCUAAAAGUGACAUUUGGUUGCUUCUCCUUUUUUGCCUUUAGAAAUUUUUUUUUUACUUAAUAGUGUGAGGUUCUUUUUAGUUGUUGUAUUGUGCCAUGUUUCCUUAAUUUGCUUGUGAUUUUUUGGAUUUAUAUGAUUGGCAGUGGUGAUGUGUUAAUAAGCUUUGGCUUUGCUUCUUACUGGGCAGUAUAGAUAUAUUAGUUUCAGUGUGUGAUAUAGUGUCUGGUUUAUAUUCACUGGAAACUACACUACCCACUCUCUUGCUUAACUUGCUUAAGAAUAUGUUUCCUACCUGUGAAAUCCCUAAGCAGUGCUUUGCUGACUAGGGUGGGGAGGAGGGGUUUCAUGGUUUCAACCCCCAAUAGCCCUGCAUCUGGACUGCUGCAUUUACUGCACACUGGGAUCCAAGAUUGUUCAGUGUUGUGAGUGGCAAAUUCUUCAACACCAGCAGCACUGAGAAGUGCACCAUGGGCAUUCGUACAGUUGUCCAAAUGCAGGCCAUUUUCUUGCGUUUAGGAGAAGCUGAAGAGUAGAUUGCUGUAGGGAUUAUUGGUAGAAUUUUGAUAGCAAUGAAUGUUUGAUUUUUAAAUUAUUAUUGUUUUUGCUUUUUUUGGUAUGAGUGUAUUUUUUUAUUUUUAUGUUUUUGCUGAAAAGGCAAGGGCACUGGAAAAAUUUACCGUGAAUCAGCUUUUUUUCCCCUCCAUUUUGAUUGUUUCUAACUCUUACCCAAAAUAAGUGCCAACACACUGUCCCCAUGAUGCUGGCUUCUCUACCUUCUUAACCAUUUCAGGGGGAAGGGGACCUUUCUUUUUCAUUGAUUAGCAAUGAAGAAUUCAUGUUGUGCACAACUAAGUCAUUUCUGUGGAUUGUUAAGUAUUGUGUGACUAUGGUAGUUAGUGGUUGAAAGGUAAGCACAGAAGUUUAGACUGAGUAAAGUUUUUCAUUUGUUUUUAAUGUUGUCGAAGCACUUGCAGAUUCUACUGCCCUAGUACUCCAAAAUAAAGGGGGGGAAUCUAAAAGAUUUUAAAAUCUUUGUUUUGAAUUUUAGGGAAAAGAAAAGCCCCAAUUUGUCAUAAAAUGUACUAGUAAUGUUUUAAAUGUUAGCUUUUCUUAAAAGAAAAAAAGGUGAAAGUAAAGUUGAAUGAAGUGCCAUGUAAUUACAGCUUGCUGAUUUUUCUCUGUUUAACAGAAUGGUUAUCAUUUCAGUACUCAAUGUCAUCCCUGGAGGAACAGUGUUUCUACUUUUUUGUUGGACACUCUCAGACUCAAUCACCAGCUGCUUUAUUUUUCUAUUUAUUACAUUUGUCCAGUUGAUGAGGUCUGGAAACUAUUGACAAUGCUGCUCAGCCAAGGUAUUUUUCACAGUAGACACUGUACAACGUGUGCGUGCAAGAGGACACUGUUGGGUGUUGGUAUUUUUUUAAUGUGAAAAAUUAAACACUAAACAAAGCAGUCCUGCCUUUUAAAUCUUGUGGCAGCUCAGAAGGGAGGUGCUUAUGAACCUUCACUACUAUGUUAAAUCACAAAACUACUUUUUUUCCAUUUUGGAGAUUGGGUACUGCUUACACAUGCUGUCUAGGGGUAAAUAUCUGCUUGUCUUCUUGCACCUGUGUACUUUCUCUUUUUGUCCCUGCCCUUUCCUCACCCCUGUAGGCAAUAAAUGGCCAUUUUGCAACUGCA
Molecule: messenger RNA, 8661 nt
Organism: Monodelphis domestica (gray short-tailed opossum)
Lineage: Eukaryota; Metazoa; Chordata; Mammalia; Didelphimorphia; Didelphidae
Source: RefSeq, a predicted model, not a curated record